This is a messenger RNA of Exophiala aquamarina CBS 119918, 2175 nucleotides long. RefSeq lists its product as uncharacterized. Gene Ontology annotation, molecular function: ATP hydrolysis activity; ATP binding. Lineage: Eukaryota; Fungi; Ascomycota; Eurotiomycetes; Chaetothyriales; Herpotrichiellaceae. The coding region runs from base 1 to 2175 and encodes 724 amino acids. Gene Ontology annotation, cellular component: cytoplasm. The transcript has a single exon. The record is from RefSeq and is a predicted model, not a curated record.
AUGACUACUUUUACUGUUCGCCCGUCCAACACCGACAAAGAGGCCUUCCGCAUCAAUCUCAAUGCCGUCUCACUGUUUUCCAUGAAAUUAAAAUCCGGAGACACCUGUGAAAUCCAUGGGGGAUCUGUCAAUCCAUCCGACAGGAGAAAGCUUGCAAUCGCCUGGGAAGCAUCAGGCAUUAAGGACUAUGUGGUGCAGACGUCCAGGGUAUUACAGGAGUGCUAUGGUCUGAAGCUUGGGGACAAAAUCACCAUCUCUCGCACAGUCGGCCGGGUGCAGGAUGCCGAUGUAGUUACAUUCCAGCCUUCAGGGCCAGGCCUUCAGCCGGAAGCGGCCAAAUUCUACGCAAUGUAUGCAAAGCAUACGAUACCUGGAAUCCAUGAACAUCUGGCCAUAUCCCAACGGAUCGUGUUGAAGUUAGGAAUCGACAGCACUGAAUUCUUUGUUAAAGAUAUUGGUGUCGAAGGGGAUAUGAUUGCAAGAAUAACCAGGGAAAGUUCCUUCCGGAUAUCGAGCCCUGAAGACUCAGAACAGAUAAUCAACAUUGACUUCCGACCGGCGCGUCUUGGAGGUCUCGAGCAAGAAGUCAUCAAGCUACGGAAGAUCGUCCACAGACUACGCCGGACUACAGUGAGGCAGAGCUGGGCCACACAUCGACCCGUCCAAGGAGUUCUCAUCUAUGGCGCAAAGGGUACCGGAAAGUCCGCGUUUAUUCAGGCUCUGGCCGAAUCUGGCUGGCCGUCGGUAGUGAAUUGGGCGACCAGCAUCAAGAUCUCGCCAACCACAGAACCAAGGCUAAUCAUUGUCGAUUUACGAUAUCUAUCACGAGAGAGCCGGGAAACCUCCUCAAUGAGCCCGGCUAGCCUCCAUGACCUCUUCAAGCAGAUCAGGGGAAGUCCGACAUUGGUGGUCGCCGAGAUCUUACACCCUAAUGACAUCCAUCAGAGUCUGCGUGCUCAAGGAGAAUUCGAAGCAGAAAUAGAGCUGCCAAUUCCUUCGAUGCAGCAACGGAUGCAAAUUCUAAUUGCCAUACGAGAGAACGAAGCUUCGCCGGACGACGAGCUCCUACAGACCAUGGCUGAGAAGACUCAUGGUUAUGUUGGUGCCGACCUCUAUGCGCUUUUCCGAGAAACACUCGAGAUAGCCGCGGAUAGAGCGGAAAAUGAGAACGAAGAGUCUUCUCCCGGCAGUAAAGGGGCGUACGCGUAUCAGAGCGAAAAGGCGGCGCCCCUCAACGAAAAUACCGACUGGUUGGCGGGGACAAACAGCGCCAUGAAGCAAGAAAGCUCUCUUUUGCGUGUAUCACAUCAUGAUUUUGAGCAGGCACUACAAGAGAUUCGACCUUCAGCACUACAAGAGAUCUUUCUCGAAACGCCCACCGUUCGCUGGUCAGACAUAGGAGGACAACAUGAGAUCAAAAAACAACUACAAAAUGCCAUUGAACGACCGCUGAAGUAUGCCGAGAGGAUGCACAGGAUCGGUCUGCUCCCGAAGAAAGGGGUUUUGCUCUAUGGUCCACCAGGGUGUUCGAAAACACUUCUGGUUCGAGCCUUGGCUACUGAAGCAGGGUUGAACUUCCUUGCCGUGAAAGGCGCUGAGCUCAUAUCGAUGUAUGUGGGCGAAAGUGAGCGGGCAACACGAGAGGUGUUCCGAAAAGCAAGAGCUGCCAGUCCGAGCAUCAUAUUCUUUGACGAGAUCGACGCCAUUGCUUCUCGAGGCAAGAGUGGCAGCGACCUCAAUGUGCUGACAACAUUGCUGAAUGAGAUGGACGGAUUUGAAGAGCUUCGGAAUGUCCUCGUGGUUGCCGCAACUAACAAGCCCCAGAACAUCGAUCCUGCAUUGAUGCGUCCAGGACGAUUUGACAAUGUUGUAUACAUUGGCCCACCUGACUUAGAAGCAAGAACCGAAAUCUUCCAAAACCGCUUUGGAAAAUUCGCGUAUGAGCCGCAAACAGGAAUCGAGGAAGACGCCCAACAUUUCGCGUCGUUAACUGAGGGCUUUUCUGGCGCAGAGAUCGUCGGCAUCUGCCAGACUGCAGGCGAAUUCGCCAUGGAUGCCGACAGGGACAGCACGUUACCGGAGGAUAUUGAGAAGGCGAUCAAGAUGACGCCGAAGAGCAUUACCAGCCAGAUGGUAUUCGAGUUCGAAUCGUGGAACUCGGCAAGGCGGCGCUAA